AUAAAAAAACGCUUUCAACACGGUGUCGGUUGUUUACACUCGUUGGUGCGAUCGCUACGGAGAUUACGAGUGUGGUUGAGCGGGUGCUGCGGCUCGCUGCCAUCGCCUAGCAUCCGGAGAGAGUAUCAUAGUCACAAAAUUCUAAGUAGAGAUUCUACGGAAUGCGUAUCGCUAUCGUACCAUUGUAACUUCGAAAAAUCAUAAGUCGAACCGUCGUAAGUAGAGGGGCAUCUUUACUUUUCCCCACCUUGCGAAGGUAAUGCAUUCUCGAAAAGCCCUUUGUAUGGUAAAUUCUGAAGAAAAUAGCUAUAAGUCAUGUGUACCUGUUCUCUGCAAGCAAUUCUGGCAGUUUCUUUGAAGAGAUGACUGUGGAUGAUGUGAUGUUUUUUUUGCGAUGGGAGUUCCCCAUGGUCUCUCACUGGGCCUCUGUCAAAGACACUUCCAGUGCCUCCAAAAGCGCAGCCAGUCUAGAACAUCCAAAACCUCGGUACUGCGUGGGGGAGAACUUGGACUUGCUGGUAGAGAUGCGAGACCACAAAGGGCAGCUAAAGAGGCAUGGUGGAGACUUCAUCCUGGCCUGGAUUCAUUCCCCCAAACUGCAGGCCUCCGCUGCAGGUCUUGUCACUGACCUCCAUAACGGUUCCUACCGUGUGCGCUUCACCCUAUUCUGGCCUGGGGAGGUGAAAGUCUCCAUGCUCCUCAUGCACCCCUCUGAGGCAGUCCAGGCUCUGUGGAGGUCCAGGCAUCCAAAGUACAAGAAGAUCAAACACACAGGUACCUUUGUCAAUGGAACCAAAGUGGAGAAGUCUGAGUGUGAAUUCCAUCUAGACACAAAUCACCCUUUGUGUGAGUACAAGGAUGAGAGGGAUGGAGAAUAUUACUCCUGUUACAAACCACCUUCCCUGUCCUGUGACACAAUUGACAUCAUGACUUCUGCCAACACCCCUGGAUCCUUACUUACUACAGACGAGCAACUGCUUUUGACAAGGACCUACAGUGGAAAAACGAUCAGGAAUAACUUCCAUGAUGUGCAUGUGGUCGAUUGUACUGAGCCUCAAACAAGCCUCAAACCAACAGGAAAGUGUAUCCCAGGAAUGAAGCCUCUCAUCCCUAGUGGGCAUUUCUUCAAAAACGUGUGGUAUUCCUCAUACUGUGAGACUGGCAGCUUCUUCAGUGCAGAGUCCAUUAACAGUUGUUUGAAAGGAAAAAGAUUUUACUUCAUGGGUGAUUCCACCGUGCAUCAGUGGAUGCAGUAUCUGAGAAAAUUUCAAAAAGAUCCGGAAAGCUUCCAAAGAGGUGAAGUUCACCCCAUCUUGAUCGUUAACUCCGAGGCCAACUACACUGCCCUGUGGAAGCAUCACAACUUUCCCUGGAUAACAAAAAAUAAAGUUAGAGUGAAGAUGGCUCAGUAUAUUUCACGGGACUUAGACAGUCUUGAAGUUGAAAGAGAGGAGGCAGUGGUGGUGAUUUCAGUGGGGCAGCACUUCCGAGCUUAUUCCCUGGAGGUUUUUGUUCGUAGGCUGCUGAACCUCCGCAAGGCCAUCUUGAGGCUACAGGCCCGUAGUCCUGGAACUUGGAUUUUCAUCAAGCUGGAGAACACCAGGGAGCUCUCCUCAGAGCAGGAGCGCUUCAGUGACUGGCAUGGACACAUCCAGAACCUGGCACAGAGGAAGGUGUUUGGGGACUUGAAAGUGGGGUUUGUUGAUGCUUGGGACAUGACUGUGGCUGCCAAUACCUUCGCCAUCCAUCCAAAAGAACAUAUAGUAGCCAAUGAGGUAGCAGUGUUUCUGUCUUACCUUUGUCGUGCUCCAUAGGAUGUCGUCUAUACUAUCUGACCAGGGCGAUAAAGCCAAACUGCAUCGGCAUUUAAAUAAGAAUGAAAAGAUUGUAUUUUUUUUGUAGAUGUGUGAGCUUUUACUGAACGAUCAAUGAGAUGUUUGAACAACGGGAAGAUCCACCAGGUCAAUGACUCAUCUGUUGCUACAUUGCUGCUACUUCAAUCUGUGCUUUUUGUGCUGAUGAUUGUUGUAUCAACCUGAAUUUCAAGUUAAAAUGACCAUUUGGGAUCUUAAUACAAUUAUUUGUUGGAGAACUUGAAUAUGCUGAAAUACUCUAUGAAAGGUAAAAUUA
This is a messenger RNA of Scleropages formosus (Asian bonytongue), 2130 nucleotides long. RefSeq names its product NXPE family member 2-like. The coding region runs from base 363 to 1814 and encodes 483 amino acids. The transcript is spliced from 5 exons. Lineage: Eukaryota; Metazoa; Chordata; Actinopteri; Osteoglossiformes; Osteoglossidae. The record is from RefSeq and is a predicted model, not a curated record.